AUGGCCACCCAAGCUAGACGCUUUGCCAACCACCCUGGCGCCAAAGAAGCCCCGGAAUGGACUCUUGAAUAUCGUCUCGAUGUGGAUAAGAAUCCCACGAUGAAGGGUCUACCUCUUGUUUUGGCUUCUAAGCUAGUCACCAGCUUCGAAUGGCUUCAAAAACUCCUUUGGGAAAAUGCGAAGUUCGGUGAACCACGGUACCUCCAUCUUGAAGGCGUUCCCUGGAGGGCGGUGCCGAACGUCAUCCCCCUCGCCUUAGACCCCUCCCAGCAAACCAUGCUCCCCUUCGAAGAGGCCCUCAUAACUCCCCAAUCCUCCGACCUUCCCGGCCGCUUCUACUCCGCCGCGGACUACCACGCUCUCUACCGCUCCGGCAAAGUAACCCCCCUGCAGGUGGCCGAAGCACUCCUCCCGCUCAUCCAGCGCGGGCCCAACGAAAGCAAGUACGCCGCAGCCUGGACACACUGCCACCCAGAAGAAGUCCUUGCUGCGGCAGAGGCUUCCACGGAACGCUGGGCGAGGGGUCAGCCGCUAAGCGUGCUGGAUGGUGUCCCGUUUGGGGUUAAGGAUGAUGUGGAUGUGGAGGGGUUUGUGUCGAGCAUGGGGAUGAGGGUUGAUGAGGGGAAGGCCGAGUAUUUUAGGAAGGUGAGGGAGACGACGAGUUGGCCAGUCAGGAAGUUGAUUGAGGCAGGGGCGGUGUUGGUGGGCAAGAUGAAUCAGCAUGAGGUUGGGAUGGAUACGACCGGCUGCAAUCCAUCCACGGGGACGGCAACAAACUGGUACAACAAAUCUUAUUACCCCGGCGGCUCCUCCUCCGGGGCAGGAUCAGCCCUCUGCGCAGGUCUCGUCCCUAUCGCCGUCGGCACCGAUGCUGGAGGGAGCAUACGCAUCCCGGCCUCCUUCUGUGGCGUUUACGGCCUGAAGCCAACCCACAACCGCACUGUCACCAUGUCCUCCUCCGUCUGCGUGAUCGGCCCUAUGGCCGGCACCGUCGCCGACCUGACCAUCGCCUACCGGCUUAUGUCCCAACCCAAUCCCGAUGACCCAGGGCAGAACCUCUUCGCCACGUCCCAGCCCCCCGCGCCAGACGCAAAAAAAGUGCUGGGUAUCUGCCGCGAGUGGGUUGACGUCAUGACAGAUCCGAAGGUCAAGACUGUCUUCGAUAAGGUUGUCACGUACCUCAUCACCGAAAGGGGCUACGAAGUAGUCGACAUCAAGCUCCCCUUCCUGCGCGAAGGCCAAGUCGCUCAUGCAGCAACGUGCCUCUCCGAAGCGGCCGCCGACGCUCGUUCCCGUGCCGACAACCCCAACCAGUACUUGUCUCUUCUCAACCACCCCAACCGCAUCCUCAUCAGCACCGGCGCACAAACCUCCGCCCCUGACUACUUGCGCUAUGGCCAGAUCCGGCAGGUCAUCAUGUCCCAUCUCGCACAUCUUUUCCAAACCUACCCCGGCUUGAUGAUCCUCACCCCGACAACGCCCAUGGCCGGGUGGCCUAUCCAUCCCGGGGAAUUGAAGUAUGGCGGGAGCGACGGGAAUAAGAGUAUCAAGAACAUGAUGUUCGUGUGGUAUGCCAAUGUGAGCGGAUGUCCGGCGGUGACGUGUCCGGCGGGGUAUAUUGAAUCCGUGCAAGGGGAGGGCGAGGUGCCGGUUGGAGUGAUGGCUAUGGGGGAGUGGGGGAUGGAGGAGGAGUUGUUAACAUGGGCAGGGGAGAUGGAGGGGUGGUUGACGGGCCCUGGAGGGGGGAGGAAGAGACCGGGGGAGUGGGUUGAUGUUUUGAAUCCCACCGACACUUCGGCGUGUCACAUCGGCAGGAUCCCCAAAACCGCGAAUGAACCAACUCGACGAAAACUUGCCCGCAUCGCUACCCACAACCCACAGCGCAGUAGUUGCGCAACAGCCGCAAUCAUGGGCUGGAAAUGGAACCAGCACAAGGACAUUCUCCAUCGACUGUAUGUCGAGGAGAAGAAGACGCUGUCUGAGAUUGUGGAGUAUAUGCGCGAGCACCAUAAUUUUACGCCGAGCCGCCGCUCGUUCCACGGCGUCUUCUGCCGCUGGGGCUUCCCCAGCCGGCGCAACCCCGCCUAUAGCAACCAGCCGUUGAUCAACCGCGUGCGCGAGCUCUGGGAGGCCAAUGUCGGCCAGAAGGACAUGCUCAGUAUCCUCAACGCCGAGGGCUACGAGGUCGGCGAGCGUGAGAUUGCACGCAUUCGAUAUAAACACCGCUGGAUGAUUCGCUCCAGCUACGGGCCCUACGAGACGGAGCCGCCUGCGCCUGCCGGCGACGACGAGAGCGAUCACCCUUCGGAUGAAGAAGAGGAGGGGUCGGAUGGAGAGAAUGGAAGAAAUGAGCAAGAUGGAGAGCGUCGCGAACAGAGACAGCGCAGUCACAGCAGCGGUAAUUUCAACCUGAACGGGUUAUCCGACGUCGAUGCACAGGUCCACCAGGAAGCCAUCGCCAUGCGCGAGGCCCAGCGCGAGCAGCGCAAGCGUAUGAUGGCCCUCACCUACCAAGAGCGAUGGUUAGCUAAGAAGCGACGCCGACACACCCGCGCCUAUGCCGGCCUGCCGCCCGACCCUCCGGGCCCCCCGCGCUUCCCGUCCGAGACGACCCUCACAGAAGCGAAAGAGAUCCUCCAGCUCGACAAAGAGACAUACAUGGCUUUGCGAAAAAAGUUCUACGACAUCUGCGUCAACACCGGCGUCUGGAAGAAGACGCUGGCCGGGUCCGAGAAGUGGGAACAGGUCAAGGAGCAGCUGAUUAGGGAGAGCAUGCACCUGCGCGCCGUGUUCUGGGACCAGACGGAUAUGGAUAAGAAGAAGCUUGCGCUGGACGUUAUCGCGUGUGAUGUGACCAAGAGGAUAAGGACCGAGGCUACAAUGAUCACGGUAAACGAGGCUAAGCGGAUUCUGGGGUUGAACCCGAAUGAGAGUAGGGCGCUGAGGAAGCAGAUGUAUCUCUUGCUGGCGCAGGAGAGGUUCACGUCGAAGUUGGAGGAGGGCGCCGAGUUCUUUGAGGCGCUGAAGCAAAGGUGGAUUAAUGGCAGUCCGCUGUUGACGGCGAUCGUGCAGAAUACGGAAGAUCCGGAGUAUGAGAGGAAGAUUAAGGCGAUUAAGAUGCUAUAAAACAAAAAGCCCAAGCCGCCGCCAAAACCUAAGCCUUCGCCGAAGCCGAAGGAGCCAAGGCCGAGGCAGUCCAGGGGCAGGAAGAAGGCUGCGGCCGAGGCGCAGGCUUCUAACGCGGAUAUAGGGGAAGAACCGGCUAUGGUUGUAGCGCCGCAGGCGCCGGUGCAGGUCGAGCCGGUGAUGCAAGAAUUGGUGUUGCAGCCGCCGCCGCCGCCGGCGCCAGUAGAGCAGCCGGCUGCCCCUGUUGAGCCCGUGUUUGUCGAGGACACUCCCGCGCCGCCACCGAUCCCUCCUCGGAUAGAUACAGACCCGCCGGGGCUGAUUCCCGGACUGAAGCUGCCGCCGGCGGUUAAGAGGACGCGCGGCCGGCCGUUGGGGUCUGGCAAGAAGGCGACUGAAGCUCAGGUCCAGAAGGCCCAGCAAGCCCUGCCGCAUGUACAGCCUCGCCUGGUGCUGGCUGAUGUGUUGCAGCCGCAACAAAAUGGUCAGGCUGCGCAGCAGCCACAGCAAGUUGGUCAGCAACAGCAACAACAGAUCCAGCAACAGAUCCAGCAACAGCAACAGCAGAUGGUGGACACCUCGCAUUUGGAUAAUGAUCCUUUCCUUACGGGAGAUUCUCAGUUCGACGAUCACUACAUGCAGACUUACGAUUCUCAAUCUCAACCUUCUCAGCCGCAACAGCAGCAAGUCUAUCACCAACCUCCUCAACCCCAACAGCAAUCCCAACCUCACCCCCCACAACUCAAUACCUCCGCCGCCGUCCCCGCCCCUCCUCCUCCUCCUCCCUCCGGCGGUCCCCCUGUAGCAGUCUAUAUCCGUCUGCACCCCGCCUCACUAGCCCUCAUGCCCCCCGGUCAACCGCAGCAAUGGAUCGUCCCCCUCAUGAACCGCACCAUGGCCGAGGUGCGGGAGGGAGCGGUGCAUAAAUGUCCUCCGGGCGCAGUGUGCGUGGCCGUGCAAGGAGUGAUUAAGGAUGGCAAGGGGGGAGAAUUGAUGGUGCCGGUUACGGAUGAUGGGGAGUUGGAUGUGUAUUUGGAGCAUGUGGCUGGAACGGGGGCCGCGGUGUUGGUUGUUCAGGUUACGGGGAGCUGGUAG
Molecule: messenger RNA, 4221 nt
Organism: Thermochaetoides thermophila DSM 1495
Lineage: Eukaryota; Fungi; Ascomycota; Sordariomycetes; Sordariales; Chaetomiaceae
Source: the annotation of a RefSeq genome assembly